AUGGACCAGACAGACGGCGCUGCUGGCGGCGGAGCGGGCUAUCCCGCUGGACAGUACCGCCAUCCAAACAUGAGGCAUCACGGACCGGGCCCGUAUGCACCACCGAGGAUGCAGUCAAGACAACAGUGGCCGAAUGCCGGGCCCCAGCCGAACCACAACAACGCUGACGCCAGAGACGCGUUCGGGCAUCCAAUGCAAGGCCGCCCUUUCCGCCCGCCGAAUCCGCCCUCGGGCUCAAUGCGGCCCUCGAGAGCUCCUAGACCGGUCCUCCAACUGAGAUCCGAUGGCCAUGUGACCCCAGACCUCGUUUCACCCCGGAGCGAUUCCUUUUUCUACUCCCGGCCGGCUAGACCUUGCCCGAGCCCGACGCCGACUAUCUCACAUUACCCGCCAUCCCACCGAGCGAGAGGCGAGUCAACGCCCACACAAAGACAGCCUAGAUCUGCCUUCCCGGGACUUUCCUCUAAUCCCUUCAUCCCAGAGGCAGCCGAACAUGAGGCAUCAUCACCUGCCGAGACGCGCAGGUUUCCGUUGCUCGCCCGGCAACCUGAACAAUUAGGCCGCUCGUCGCCCGUCGAGAGACGCCAGGCGACGCCAACGGAACCGGGCAUGGUGGAAAACUUCUCCCGUCCACGGAAGGCGAGUGUGAGGUUGCAGCAAUCGGACGGAGCUUUGUCGCGGCACAUGGCGGCGCAUGGACUGCAUGCUGAGCCGCAGCAGCUGGAUCAGUCACCAACGGCCAACCGCCAAGCCCCAACCGACUUCCAGACGCCGCAGAAUCCUCGGCCCAGGGCCCGGCGUCUUUCAGGCUCGUCGUCCCAGUCAUCCAGCACUUUCUCCUCAAUACCCCGUCAUCCAAGUCAUGAUUACCUCGGCUCUGCACCUCGAAGCGAUUCGUUACGGCACGCCAAUCCCGGUGUUUUGAGCCCUCCGCCGGCAUUUGGCAGAUUGCCUCCGAAUCACCAACAGUACAGCGGCACACAAGGACACCUUAGGGACGUGCCGCCUUGGUUGGCGAGUGGUGAGGAGCUUCGGUCGAGUUUCCGGUCUCAACUUACAUCGUCAACAGCACAAGGAACGGUGUUCACCGCGACCGGAACCGAACGAAACAGCAUCGUGACUAAGGCGAGCAGCAUCACGGAGCAGUCCAUCAUCAAUGGCUAUGCGCGAAGGAGCUGGAGGCAGAACUCAGUGGACGACGGACCCAGUCUCGAGGACGUCAUGGGCAUGUACGAAAGGGGGUUCAAUGAUUCGGAUAUUGAGAGCGUGCGCCGCAGCAUGAAAUUCCCCGACGAGGAUGACAUACCGGAAACUCCGGUCGAUGUUGAGGCGCCGGAACCGUGCGGUUCACGGCCGGCCAGCUCUCAUUCCGACGCCAGCGGGCUGCGGGCGAAGAUGUUGGAAGCCAUGAAUGAUAGUCUCCCGACCCCGAGAGCGAUACCAAUUCCCGAGUCGGACGCCGCCUCAAGAAGGCAGUCAAGAGCUCGAUAUUCCCUGAUGCCCGGCUCCUUGCCGUCAGAUGUCGGCCUGGGGCUAGCGGCCGAGCACAUGGCGAAGAGACGAAGCAAAGAGGCGCCGAGUAGCAUCGAGGAACACGACUCCGCCAAGCUGCUGGAUGGCGAUAUCGAGCAGGCCAGCGUAGCAGAUCAAGAUGGCCGGUCCCCUUCACCAACUUCGCCAGGCUCGCCGGCGCAAGCACGGCCAUCAUCGCCGAACUUGCCAUCGCCAAACACUACCACACCAGCACCUAUGCCUAUGCCGCGCCUUCCGCAGGAGCCCCCAGAGGAGCCCGGCAGUCGCGAUCGGUACGGGUUCCGGAAGGCGAGCGCUAACGUCACUCGCCAGGAGUAUGAUGCCUGGGACGCCGGCUACAGCGAGUAUCUGGCACGACGGCGCAAGAAGUGGAUCGCGUUCCUCAAGGACAAUUCUCUGAUGACGGACCGACCGAACCGAUUUCCCCCGCGCAGUGCAAAGACGAAGCGGUUUAUCCGAAAAGGGAUCCCCCCGGACUGGAGGGGGGCUGCGUGGUUUUACUAUGCUGGUGGACCAGCCAUCCUGAGCAAGCACCGCGGCGUCUACGAGCAACUGGUGCGGCGGGCCGGCCUGGAUCCAACCGGGUCGGGCAGAAUACCGGAUCGGACAGGGGAGGUGAAACCCUUGAUCGUGGAGGAUAUCGAAAAGGACUUGUACCGAACAUUUCCCGACAACGUACGGUUCAAACCCCCGCCACCGCCACCGGGGGAGCCCGCGCCCGAAAUCGCUCCUUCACAGCCGGCCCCGGAGCCCGAAAUCAUCACGUCGCUCCGGCGCGUCCUGCACGCUUUCGCACUCUAUAACCCUCGCAUUGGCUAUUGUCAGUCAUUGAAUUUCCUCGCCGGGUUGCUGCUACUCUUUGUCGAGAACGAGGAGCAGGCAUUCUGGCUUCUGAAUGUCAUUACUAGGGUCUACCUGCCAGGUACCCACGAGAUGAGUCUGGAAGGGUCGAAGGUCGAUCUCGGCGUGCUCAUGAUCGCUCUGAAGGAUUCCAUGCCAGGUGUGUGGAAGCAGAUCGGUGGCGACGAGUUCGAAGCGGGCAAGAAGAGCAAGGGGAAACGGGGUCACAAGGCAGCAGCCCACGGUGGCAGCAUCAGCGAUCCUCACCGCCUCCCCGCCAUCACGCUGUGCAUGACGGCCUGGUUCAUGUCCUGCUUCAUCGGCACUCUGCCCAUCGAAACGGUCCUCCGCGUCUGGGACGUCUUCUUCUACGAGGGCUCACACACGCUGUUCCGCGUCGCCCUAACCAUCUUCAAGCUGGGCGAGCGCGAGAUCAAGGCGGUGCAGGAUCCCAUGGAGAUGUUUGGCGUCGUGCAGACCUUCCCGCGGCGCAUGCUCGACUGCAACAUGCUCAUGGAGACGUGCUACAAGCGGCGCAACGGCAUCGGCCACCUCAGCCAGGAGUCGGUCGAGGAGAAGAGGCAGGAGCGCCGCGAGGGCAUCCGCAGGUGGAAGGCUGAGCAGGAGGCCGCGGCAAACGAUGCCAACGGCCCGCGACCGGCCACAAAGCACCGGUUCGGCGCCGCCGCGUUUGGCCUGGAUCUCGCGACCGACUUGGAUGAUGUCCGCCGCAAGGCGACACUGUUUGGGCGGAAAAAGGACCGCGAGCAGAUCCGAGCUGCCGAGGUGGUGUAG
This is a messenger RNA of Chaetomium strumarium, 3168 nucleotides long. RefSeq lists its product as uncharacterized. NCBI's taxonomy places the organism in Eukaryota, Fungi, Ascomycota, Sordariomycetes, Sordariales, Chaetomiaceae. Bases 1 to 3168 code for a protein of 1055 amino acids. The transcript has a single exon. The record is from RefSeq and is a predicted model, not a curated record.